AAACAUGGACGUACAAAUAGCUCCGGGAGAGGUCACAACAGCUCCGGCAAGAGCCCCAAACUUCCAACGAGACGUACGGGCAUCUGUAGAUUUCAGCCCGUACAAGAUAACUUACGCCGAUAUUGAGCCCAAUGAAGAAACGAAGAUGAUUAACGAAACAGACUUCCUGGUGACAAUUAUAAAUAAGUCAAAAUCGCCAUUCAAACUGCAGAAAGGCACUCCAAUCGGAACUAUAAAAAACGGCGAAAAACUGACAACAACGCAUACACCAAAACACAAACCCCGGAUUACAGUGAACUUGGUAGAUGACACACGAGAAGAAGAAGAAAAACCACGCGUCAUCAUAGUGGGAGACUAUCACAUGCAUGGAGCAGCGGACGAGGUCAAGAAAACGCUGACUCCCUUUGCCAAGGUCGAAACGUUUUGCUCAGCCGGAGCCGAGAUGAACGAGGUAUUGGAUAACCUAAAUCAUAUAACACCUGAAAAAAAUCGGAAAACAAUUUUAGUUAUAGUUGCAGGAAACCGCGAUUUUGACCGCCAAUAUUGCCUCCUAAAUCACUCAGCCAUUACAAAUAACAUGCCACUGGGACGCAUUAGGGAGCUGGUCCAAUCGUACCACGUAGCAUAUGCUACAAUACUACCAAGGUAUGACGUCACCAGACUAAAUGACAAAAUUGGCCUUGUGAAUGCGGACAUGGUAGGGCAGUUGAUACCAGGGAAAGACUUAACAAAUAUUCGCCUAAACAGUGAGAACCUACCAAAGACAGCAUUUAAUAACAAUGGCAGAGA
Messenger RNA from Bemisia tabaci, 789 nucleotides. Lineage: Eukaryota; Metazoa; Arthropoda; Insecta; Hemiptera; Aleyrodidae. The record is from RefSeq and is a predicted model, not a curated record.